AUUUUCUGCCAUGUAAAUAAAAGUUCGCAAAGCGUCUGGUAUCUAGGGGACCAAACCGAGGCUAGCUAUACACACUACUGGUAUACACUCUUGCGAAGAUUUAUCAGCUCACUCGCACAUGUAAACUUGUUUGCAGUGUUGUGGGUGUUCUGUUUUGCCGGUAUACCACGGGUACAUACCACCGACUCCUGAUUAAAUAUUAGGUGAUUGUGUGAAGUUGUGACAAGUUUGCGGAACAUUUGUCAGGAUUGUUGUAUGUGUGCUACCUUGGAAGAAAACAGUAUAUACUGGGUCCAUUUGUGAUCCCUGCUUUGAAGUUGCAGAAUACCGGUUGACGUUAUAUUAUAUCAGGGAGUAAUAACACCUUCGUUCAAAUAGGUUGCAUUAUUGGAUUAUACCGGUAAAGGGCACACUGCGGUUUCUCAUUCGAUUCGGUGCUGGUCCAAUAUCUUCUUUGAAGACAUUACAUUAUCCUGUUGCAGUGAUGACGGUGAAAAUUAUGUUCAGGUGAUGCCGAUAAUAAUCACGACUAUGAGCCUUUGUAAAGUAUUUAUGAUGUAACACAUCGAGGCGACUUAAUUGGAGAGUAACUCUAGACAAGGACUUCAUUAACAUUAUGCCGGUCGCAAAAAACAAAUCCAAAACGAAGAAGGGUGACGAUGGAAAGGCCAAGGAGAAGAAAAAGGAAGGGACAACUCCGACACCGAACCAAGAUAAUAUUAGUCCUUCGGUCCAAGAAUGUCGUCAGAUACUUGUCAUGUACACCAAUCCUCUUGCCAACACCGUGAUGGCUUAUGACAUGAUUAGACAUCUCCUUGAGAAGGUUGUCAUUGACGGCGAUAAAGCUCGUUUUAUCAGGCGGAUGGGGAAGGGGGAUAACCCUGAGACGAAUAGACAAAUCUUAGCUGAGCUUGGAACCAGAGGGGUGAGGGAGUUCGAGGUGUACGUCGAAGGGAUUCGGCAACAAGGAUUCAGUCUCCUGGCGGACCUCCUAGAGCAAAAACACUUCUCAAAACUCAUUAACUCUCUUGAUCCAAUCGCCAAGAGACUCGGACACCAUUGGAAGAGGGUGGCGCUAGAGUUGGGGACAGCCGGCUUUAUCACGAAGAUUGAGAACAAGUACGCGAAGGUACGGGAGCAAGCAUUAUACAGUCUCCUCAUAUGGGAAGAAACAUCUGGGGUUGCGGCUACGGAGAAGAGAUUACUUGAUGCCCUAGACUACUGUUCAAUGAAAAAUACAAUAGCAUGUGUCUGGGGGACGAAAAAGAAAAAGAAAGGCAAAAAGAAAGGAAAAGGAAAAAAGAAGAAAUAAACUGCUCAAUCGAAGGAAACCAGAGUUUCGAACGAACUUGCCAAAGUUGGCACUGAUGACGUCAUCUUAUCACGUGCCUCGUACCUGUCCUAUGGAUAUGUGGUUUUUAUAUUACGUGUGUGCCGGAAUACGCGAGCUUUCUGAGCAAAAAACUUUUUGAAAUUGAAAACUCUCCAUUUAAGUUUUGUCCACCGCUUCUCGAUGAAAGAGACGACUAGAACAUUAUGCCUCUUAUCUAUCAUGUUUAAAUGAUCACGUGCUAAUAUCAGCUUUAGAUAUUUUAUUGAAUAUUGGUAUGUACAUGGAGGAAGGGAUGCAUCUGGAUAUCUUUGCGAUUUUUCAGACUUUUCAAUGACUUAUGUUCAUUCUUCGAGCUUCUUCCGAUCGUGAUUGGUUUUGACUUCAUCGCACCAGGGGAAACUUCUCGUUGAUUGACGGAGUGUAUGACAGGUGUGAUUUGAAAGACUUCCAUGAUGUUGUUAAGUCACCAUCAACUUCGUCAUCAGUAAGAAAGAAAAAAAUCACGUUCAGUGGCUUAAUAUCUGUUCAUCAUCUUCAUCGCUAUCUGCAUUGUCGCUCUUUCUCUUUGACGAAUAUGUGACAUCUUACAAUAUCGGAAUUAUGAUAUGUCUUUUGUUCGUUUUUAUUACAGGACGAUCAUGAUAUUUUAUAAAUUGGAAGGUUAUUUACGUUAGAUAAGACCAGAUCAUGACAAGUAAAUGUUUCACGUUGAUUGCAACUUAUUCUGAAAACCCAAUUCAUGCAUUAAGCGGCAUGUAUUAACUGGUGAUUCUAUAAAUGAUGAAGACACGACCAUAUUUGACUGAGGGAGGGAGGUUUAAAAAGGAAGUAAGAAUAAUUGUGCAUGUAUUUGAACUGAUUCUCGAAUCGGUCAUGUCGGUAGCAGUGGUAUCCUAUGAUAUAAAAUACAUAUUUUGAUUUUGAAAAAGUGUCAGUUGCGUUUAUUGUGUUUUGAUAUCGUCGAAGAUAUGAAUCUGUAUUUUCAAUUAUCAUCUGCAUUUGACAAACCAGCUAGGUAAACUGAUAGACCAACCCUAUUUAUGUGAAAUACUGGUUUUAAGGUAUAAUGUUCGUAUUCGGAAGUACUCAAUUUUUAUCGGAAAAGUAGAUUCUUACAAAUGCAACCAGUUUAUAUAGCCAUGUUUUUAUUUAAAUUCUUAAUUUUACAUUGAAUGUAGGAUACCAACAUCAUUAUGACACUAUUAAUAUUUCUGCUGUUGUAAUACGUUUUCAAAGUAAAUUUUGUUGAGGCCCAGUUAUAGCUAGCAUCAGAAUGUCAGGGGUUUUUUCAGGGUAAUAAUAUCCAAGUCCUUUGUAAGCGCAGAGAGACGUUAUGACAUGAUGUGAUAUGCGCUCUACAAGAACUGCGUUAUUAUUAUUUAUUUUUUUAAUUAUUUUAAUUAUUAUUUAUUAUUUUGUUUGGCGUCACCUGUGCCUGGGAGGCGAAAAGCGAACUGAAUCACUAUGACCCGCAGGUCUCUCCUCCCGAUAUAACUGAUUGGGGGAAUGCAGGUGGACCACUACACCGGGGUUUCCCCCUACUCUUAUACGAAUAGUGCAGUGGGUUCUUAACGUGCAAAGGUGGUGACUCCUCUACACGGGGCCUCCAUAUAACGUCCUAUCCGAAAUUUUAAUUGAUAUUCAUAUGUUUUUGAAAUCAUAUAAAUAAAGAUAUAGCAUUUCUAGGCCAUUAGAUGUAUUGAUGUUAGAUGCUGCAGAGGUUUUAUCGGAAGAACUUGAUAUGUUGAACUUAUAUGAAUACACCAGAUGGAUAAUAAACCAUGUGCAAUACAGUGCAAAUAUUAUUUCGAAGAACAAAUCGGGGUUACUUUAAUUACCGUGAUUAAAAGUCUGUUCGUCUCUCCGUCUACUUUAAUAUAGAGUUCUUCAAGAGAUGCUCUGCUAGUAUGAAAACUAAAAGAUGGUUUAUUAUAAUCGUAAUUAUUCAUGCCUAUUUCAUUAAUUGGUUUGUAUACCGUUUAUGACGUUGGUGAUUGACAACAGUGAUUAAAGCACAGCUUGAACAAAAUUAGUUACUUGAAGAAAGAAAGUCGAUCUCGGAUAAUUAUGGAUUUUAACUUAAUGUAGAUGGUGUAUCGUUAAAAACGUUAAAUUUAGUCCAAUUAAGUAAAUCAUUGUCAGUAAUGAUGUAGAUCAAAUGUAGAAAUAAUAAUUGAUGUUGUUUUUAUUAGGAGUUAGUGCAUAAUUAUUAUGAUGAUAUCCAUAAUAGUAAUUUGUUUGAUUUUUAGGUAUAUUGUAAAGCAUUACGUUGUGUGCGUCUCGCUCAACAAAACUACAUGCAAGCCAAAAGUAAUGUUGAAAAUGAAAUAUAUUUUUAGGAUAAUGUAAAGUAAUUAUGUAAUAAGUGUGCCUUAUACAACCAUGUGUGGGUAAUGAAUGCACUUCAUGUAGUAAAUACUAUUUGUCAAUUAUA
This is a messenger RNA of Lytechinus pictus (painted urchin), 3767 nucleotides long. RefSeq lists its product as uncharacterized. The record is from RefSeq and is a predicted model, not a curated record. Gene Ontology annotation, molecular function: protein binding. Lineage: Eukaryota; Metazoa; Echinodermata; Echinoidea; Temnopleuroida; Toxopneustidae. Bases 617 to 1312 code for a protein of 231 amino acids. Gene Ontology annotation, biological process: signal transduction; regulation of apoptotic process. The transcript is spliced from 6 exons.